Hypanus sabinus (Atlantic stingray) is the source of this 1172-nucleotide messenger RNA. It is a transcript of the gene c1qbp, whose product is annotated as complement component 1, q subcomponent binding protein. NCBI's taxonomy places the organism in Eukaryota, Metazoa, Chordata, Chondrichthyes, Myliobatiformes, Dasyatidae. Gene Ontology annotation, cellular component: mitochondrial matrix. The transcript is spliced from 6 exons. Gene Ontology annotation, biological process: cytosolic ribosome assembly. The coding region runs from base 63 to 899 and encodes 278 amino acids. The record is from RefSeq and is a predicted model, not a curated record.
GGUUUGUACAGGUUCCGGUGCCGGGUUACGCGUCCGCGCGUGUGCUGAGAGGUCGAAUCGCCAUGCUGAAGGUGUUUGGCCGGGUUUUGGGUUCCGCCGCCCGGCUCGGCUCCCGGACUGCUCCGCCGGCGCAGCACCUCUUUCUCCUGCGGCAUGCCGGCGUCAGCCCCGGGGCCCACGGUCUCGCCCGCUCCAUGUGGCUGCUCUGCAGUUCCGACCUGAGACGUGGUGUGCUGGGGUCCGGGCGGCCCCUCAACGGCGCGUCCUGCGGCUGCGGGGGUCUGCACACCGAAGGUGACAAAGCAUUUGCAGAAUUCCUGAUGGAUGAAAUCAAAGAGGAAAAAAAGAUUCAGAAGAGUUCCACCCUGCCAAAAGUCUCCGGAGGCUGGGAGAUCAGAUUGAAUGGGACAGAAGCAAAACUUGUACAAAAAGUUGAAGGUGAAAGGAUCACAGUUAGUUUUAACGUUAACAACAGUAUUCCACCAACGAUGGAAAAGGCUCAACAGGAAGAACAGAACGAUGCUGAGAAUGAGCCUGAAAUUAUCUCUACUCCGAACUUUGUUGUGGAAGUGACCAAACUGUCGAAUAACCAGAGCCUGGUGUUUGACUGCCAUUAUCCUGAGGAUGAGAUUGGGCAUGGUGAAGAGGAUGAGAGUGACAUAUUUGCCAUCAGGGAAGUCAGUUUUCAGCCCACUGGAGAGGAUGAUUGGAAAGAUACCAGCUAUACCCUUAACACAGAUUCCCUAGACUGGGCCCUCUACGACCAUCUGAUGGACUUUCUUACUGACCGUGGGAUCGAUAAUAAGUUUGCUGAUGAACUCGUUGAGCUGAGCACUGCGCUGGAACACCAGGAGUACAUCAAGUUUCUCGAAAACCUAAAUAGUUUUAUCAAGUGCUGAUCAUUUCCUUUGUCUCCCUGCUUUUUGAUUUUAUAAUGGUCUGAAUGUUUAAAUUAUUUUACAAUAGAUUAUGUACAAAGGUAUCUUCUGGUACCCCACUCUUUAAUUGGCUUAAUUAUGUGAAAGAUGCUGGAAUAGCCGAAAUAAUGUCUAAAUUGUACAAUGAUUAUGAGAAUGUUAUCCAAAAAGCAGGCUCAUUAGCAACUUGUUUAUAUUGUAACUAAAUUAAGAUGUAACUGGGAAAGAUGUCUUGAAUAAAAAUGUCCAAUUGAA